AUGCGAAAUAGUAUUGAACUAGAGAUGAACAAACCAUUAAAAUAUCCUUCUAACGAUGUUUCUGUCUGUUGGCCCUCCUUUUCUUCCAGAAAUUAAAACUCUAUCCCAAUGUGCAUCCAACCUGAUAACAAUAAUCAUACAUCAAUUAGUAAAUUUAGUGAUUCUCAAACUGAGAACACUCAUAUUCCCAAAAAAUUAGAAAAACUUAGUUUAUAUCACAAUUACGCUUAGAAACAAACCAAAAAAUCUCUUUUUUUUCAGUAUGAAAAAUUUUGGUAUUCAAAAAUUAUUUCAUCCAAUAUUAUAAGCUUUUCAAUCCUUAUUUUGACUUUCUAUUUACCUUACUUUUACUUUGAAAAUUUCAAGUAAUCUGUUUAUUAUUAAUCUAGAAAAUCAGACUCAUUAUAUUUACCAAUUCUUCUGUUUCUAUUCAUUUUAGAACUGUUCAUUCAAUUUAUCAAAUUACUUAAUCAAUUUCUAAAAUAGAAACCAUUCUCGAUUUAAUUAUUAAGAAUUGCAAUCUUAAUAAAUUACAUAAUAUACCUUAAAAUAACCAAUAUUUUUGUCUUUACUAUUUUAAACUUCCUUUUAUUCUUAAGAAAUUUUUAAAUUAUUUAAAAAAUGCUAAGUUUAAUCCUAUUUAUUAAUUUUUAGUAACACAUUUAUUUAUAUUUUAGGUAAAUUUAAAUUAUAAAAAUGAUCAUUGUAUUAUUAUUUUAAGUACAUUACUUCGCUUGUAUUUGGGGAGUAGAAUUAAAAUAAAUAAACUUAGAAGAUUUUAAAUACUCAGAAUUCUUCUAUAAAUCAUUUCUUGUACUGUUUUUUAAGACUAAUCAAAUAGAAAAAAAGGAUCAAUUAUUAAUAAUCAUACAUUUAAUUUCUAACAUAAUCUUAAUUUUUUUAGUAUUUAAAAUUUAUUUAUAAUCUCAAUAAAACCUCUAAAAACAUGAAAUAACUUUAAAUACUUAUAAAUUAUUCAUGAAAUCGAGUAUGUUAGAAUUAAAAGUUAAGUUUGUUUUAUAUCAUUAUUCAUAACUUUUUAUAAAAGUAGAAAAUGAAUUAAGUGUCGAAGAAGAUACAAAGAAAAAAAGUUUGAUAGAUUAUAUAAAAAUGAAGUUGAUAAAAUAGGAACUUAAACAUUUGAAUUUUGUUUCUUAAGCAGUUAUAAAAGAAAUCAGUUUAAAAGGAGUAUUAGGCCAGAAUUGUAAGUAAUAAGUAAUUAAAUUUAUUAUAUAAAGCAAUUUUCAAGUGAGAUAGAUGGAUUAUUUAUUAUUCUUGCUGGAAAAUUAAACAUUGAAUGUAUGGGAUUCAAUCUUCAUUUUGACAAUAGGAAGAUUAUGAAUUUAUGUUUGAUUGAAAUGAUGAAUUCUCAAUCCUAAAGAAAAAUUAGAUUAAAAUAGUUCGACAAAAAUGAGAUUUUGUAUUUUUAUAUUAAUUAGCAGGAAUUCCAUAAUUGUUUAUCAAAAAUCAUUGAAAAAGUAAUAAAUAAGAUUAGUAUCAUGUUUAGGAAAAAUACUAAUUGGUAAAAGAUGAUGUUAUAUUCAAUAAUAAUACUAAAGAAUUGAAUAUGAAAUGUUAUUUUUGCAAUUAAUUUCAUCCAACUUUUAAUUGUGAAUGUUUAAAUAUUAAGAGAAGAUAUAAAUAUGAUUAGACAUAUUAAGAGAGAUGUGAGAUAUUUGUUAGAAGAAAAAGCACAAAAGGGAGAGCAGGUAUUUAUUAAUAAGUAAUUAAUAUAUAAAAAAUAGAUUACAAAUUAAGGAACAAGCAACAAUUAUAUUGUCGAUAUAAGUUCAGAUAGUUUUGAAGCAUUUUCAGAUUAUUCUAGUGAUAAAUAAAGUAAAUAGAGUAAAUAAAGUAAAUAAAGCGUAUAAAAUUAAUAACCUCUUUUUGAUUAAAUUGGAAAAUAGAUUUCUAUCACUCAAAUUCAUAAAGAUAUAUUAUAAAUUGAUAUGAUAUCUGACAGUACCUUGAUUAAGCAUUUGUAAGUUCCAGAUGCAUAAAUAAAACAUCAUGGAAGUAAUUAAGCUGGGUUUUAAGAUUUUGAUUCAAUAAUUGAUAUUGAUAAAUUAUGGGAAUAUGAACAUUAUAAAGUUAAUUACAACAUAAACAAUGUACUAAAGAUAAUAAAUAAAGAGAAAUUGUGA
Paramecium sonneborni is the source of this 2144-nucleotide messenger RNA. Lineage: Eukaryota; Ciliophora; Oligohymenophorea; Peniculida; Parameciidae. The record is from the annotation of a GenBank genome assembly.